Molecule: messenger RNA, 4609 nt
Organism: Pomacea canaliculata
Lineage: Eukaryota; Metazoa; Mollusca; Gastropoda; Architaenioglossa; Ampullariidae
Exons: 13
Coding region: 214-3831 (1205 amino acids)
Biological process (GO): negative regulation of gene expression
Cellular component (GO): cytoplasm; nucleus
Molecular function (GO): transcription corepressor activity; RNA binding; NAD+ poly-ADP-ribosyltransferase activity
Source: RefSeq, a predicted model, not a curated record
CGUACUGUACCUAUAUUUGCUUUCAUGUAGUCAAAUAAUAUAAAUAAAGUCUAGUCUUCCUAUUUUAGCCUUCGUGGUUCAGUAGUUGUAGCUGUCGAAAGCAAAAGUCGUCGGAACGUGAAUGUCUCUCUUCAACAUCGACCGCUCAUUCUGGGAUUACCCAUUUGUUGAAAGCUAAGCAUAAAUUGUACUCCAUUUAAAUUGCUUUGCAAGAUGAACCAGAUGGCAUCAGUGAUUGUGGUAACAAAUUUAAAUCCUGAGACCAGAGACAAUGCCAUUGAAUUCUUCUUUAGCAACAAACGACGCAGCAGUGGAGGUCCUGUUGUUCAAGUGGACAGAUUAAACAAGUCCUGUGCUCAUGUUCAUUUCUCCAGCUCAUUAGAUGCUCAGCAAGUAGUUGAUAAAGGAUCUCAUGUCCUUGAUGGUUUUCCUCUUGAUGUCUCGUUUGAACAGACUUCAUCUUCAAUCAGACCUUCUUCACAAGUUGAUGUGGACACCAGGCUGACAAAUGAUGAGAGCUAUAGCUUGUCAGCAGAUAUAAAAUAUUAUAUGGGUCAAAGAUAUGAGACACAAUAUGAUAGAUAUCAAAGAUAUGAGACAAAAUAUAGAGCAGACCAUGAGCAACAUAAGGCUACAGACAGAGAUAAGGCAAUGUGUGCCUCAAGUCAGUUUGCCACCAGCCACAAUACAUUGUUUUCUAACAGAGGUGAUAAGGAAAUAUGUAUGGAGGUAGAUGAUAAUGACAGGGAAUAUAACCAACCAGUGUACAGCUGGGAUUCAAAAAGUGGCAUGAAGCAUGAAGGACUCAAAUUUCAAGAGGAGAGGCUUAACAGGCAAGCAUAUCCUGUGCAAGAGAAAUCUUCAAAAGUACUAGAUGAUAAGAUGAAUGCACCAGAACAAAGUUUCAACCACAGAUCACUAGAUAAAGAGGAGGAUGUAGAAGAUCUUUUGCGUAGAAUCACAAAUCUUCAACUCCCCAAUGACAUGACAAAAGGAUCCAAUGCACAGAUCAAGCUUCAGCAAGCAGAUAAGACAGAAAGGGUCGAAGGUCAGAUGAUUAUCUUCAAAGACGAAGUUAUCUCCAACUUAAAGCCAGCCCAGAUUAAGAUUCUUUCAUUGCCACAGGUUUGUCAAAAGUUUAAGGAGAAGUGGACAAGUCUGACAUUUGAGGUGGACCACAGAAACCUCCAAAUGAAGCUAAAAGCUCCAGAAAAUAUAGUAAUGUUGAUCAAGGGGGAUGUCCUGUCUUUUGUCACAGCUGUGUGUGAGAGACAGAUAUCACUGACACCAGCAAAGGCAAAAAUGUUCUCCAGCACUCAUGCUCAAGACUUUAUCCAGGCUAAGCUUGAAAAAAGAGGGCUGGUUUGUUGGUGGGCAGUGGAACAUUCUGACUCCCUCUCUAUGUGUAGUCACAUGCAGGAUGUUAGAGAGAUUCAGGAAAUUCUUGAGCAUGCAUUCAGGGAAGAGACUAUCUCCCUUGAUGAUGAUAAGAUGGCAGUUGUGAAGAGUGUAGCCUGGCAGGCAUUUGUAAAGAAAGUGGAACAUCCAGAAAGAGGAACGUUGCCUUCUCCUAAGCUCAUUUUGAAUUUGUCUCUAAAGUCUGUUACAGUUGUUGAUGUUGUAGAAGACUUUGCCAGAACCUAUCAUGAUGUGAAGUCUUUCUUCAACAACAACAGACUGGAGGAGAUCAAAAUAAAAAUCGAUGUGGACAAACAGAAAUUCCUUAAACAGUUCUACAAAGAAGAGCUGAAAGAGCUUUGCAAACAAAAAGAUGUGACUUUAAAUUUGGACAAAGAUGCUUGUGUGGUCGUCAGGGGUCUCCAUGACAAUCUGUCAAUCAUAAGUGAAGAAAUUUCUCAACUCAUGCAGUCUAUCAAAAGUGAACAGAAGACAUUUGAAGGUCCUGGAAUUGUCAGGUACUUCAGCAGCCAGCAAGGACAGGAUUUUUUAAUGAACACAGGAAAUAUUAUGGGUUGCCUAGUAACAACAUCCUUUGAUCAGACUAAGACUGACCACGAAAAAAGUGGAUCUGGCAGGAGGAGGCACAGACCCAUAGGAGACAAUGAUUCAUUUGCUACACAUGAUGCGAGCUCAGGAGACACAUCCGAUGCUCCAAUACGAAUCAUCUCCGGAGAUCUUGCCAAUUCAAAAGCAGAUGUAAUUGUCAGCACAGCACACCCCAGCCUGGACUUGCAAAAAGGUGUGCUGUCACGGAGCAUCCUGCAGCAUGGUGGUGAUGCCAUUCAGCAGGAACUGCAAGACUAUUUUCAGCAGUAUGGCUCAUCACAGCUUGGAAAAUUGGUUGAGUCUUCAGGCGGAAACCUGCACUGCAGACGAAUAUUUCAUUUAAGUCUUCCUGUUUGGCAGAAAGACAGGGGACAGGUAUUGAAGUCUGCAGUUUUGGAGUGUCUUGACAGAGCACAUGAGAAGAAAGCUAAGAGCAUAUCUUUCCCCACUUUGGGUACAGGCAAGUUGGGGUACCCGAGUCACGUGGUAGCAGAUAUUAUGUACAGCACAAUAAGUAAAUGGUUCCACAGCCACAGUGACAGCUGUUUGAAAGAUGUUCAAAUCAUUGUUUUCUCCAAGGACAGACAGAGUAUGGAAGCUUUUAGGAAAGUAGAUAAAGGGAGUACCUUGCACCAAGCACUCUCAGGCCAAGAAGAUCGGGAUCAUGGUGGUAGACACAAAAGUCACAGCCAGUCUCAAUCAUCAUAUAGAGGCCGCACAAGGUGGACAUCAGUAGAUAUGAAAAUCUGGUCUAAGACACAAGAAGCUGUUGACAAGAUGAUAGAGAGAAUAGACCGCCAUAUUAAGGAGAGUCAGACUACAAAGAAUGAAAAAGACAAGAUCAUUUGCAGCUUCUCAGCUCAGCAGCAAUCAGCAGUAAUGGAUCUUCAGAAAAAACAUGAAGUUGCCAUUGAACUUGACACACACCAUGGGGUUGUCAGAAUCACAGGCUUUGAGCGUAAUGUGUUGGAAGCAUUAUCUGCAGUCAAAGAUAUCAAAUUUGAUGCCAGCAAACACCGCACUGUUGCAGUUGAAAUGCUGGCGGUCCGCUGGCAGUAUCAGGUGAGUAAGGACAAGUAUAAAGACUUUGACUCAGAGCACGUUUUGGAAAUUGAGGCCGCCUACAAGAAGAAAGAGUCUGCUGUUGUUCUUACUGACAAGCAAGGAAGGCGUUAUAAAAUUGUUUUCAACGAGAAAAAGGAGUAUUUCUUAGAUGACAAGAGUGCUCCCCCAAUUUCAGUUCGUCGUAGGGACAUUUUGGAAGAAAAAGCUCAAGAGAUCCCUCUACCUCAUCACUGGGAUCCUAUGAAGGGGAACAAAGUACAGCUGGUGACCUUGAAACCGUCUUCUGGAGAAUAUAAACGAGUGCUCCAGCACUUUGGGGGCCAGCCUGUCCAGAAGAUUGAACGUGUGCAGAACCCAACCCUCUUCCAGCAGUACAAGGUGAAGAAAAAGGAGCUGGAGAUUCACAACCCCCCUGGCACUGAAAAUGAGAAGAGGCUCUGGCACGGCACUGACUCCAGAAGUGUGGACAGCAUAAUUACUAAUGGCUUUAAUCGGAGCUACUGCGGCAAAAAUGGCACAGCAUAUGGUGAUGGAGUUUACUUUGCCACAGAUGCAAAUUACUCUAGAGGCUUUGCUAGAGAUGGAAAAAUGUUCCAGGCACGAGUCCUAGUUGGGCAGUCGUCACCAGGCCAAGCUGGCUUAAAAAUGCCACCCCUCAAACCUAGCACAAACCGACCCUACGACUCUUUGAGUGGACCAGGCAUGUUUGUUCUAUUCCAUGACUCUCAGGCCUAUCCAGAAUAUCUUCUUACUCUGUGACAAAACACUCCGAAACAUGCACAGCCUUUGAUGAACUAAUUCUGGAUGAGAACGCAGGUCAGCCAAAUUGAAAAAGCUAGAUAUUGUGUAAUAGAAGUGACUGUCAGCUAUUGACACUUCAAACUCUUUGUAAACAUGUGUGUUCAAUGAUCGAUGGCAAUACGUUUUCAACAGUUCUGCAGUGUUAUAACAGUUGCUGGUCGAUUUUAUAGUUUGCAUAAUUAUUUACGCAAUCUUUGUUUUUAAAAGUUGUUGAUUAUUACUCUACUUAUGUUGUUAAAGCUUUAUGGCGUGUUUGAUGAGCAGUUAUUAAAGAAAACACACCGAUUUCUAAUGUCAGACAAAUCAAUCUUUCCAAAACUAGUUUUUAUAAAUGUAUUUUUCAUCUGAAAUGCAUAUCAGAGGUUACAGUAGGUGUGUAAAUAUAGUGCUUUUGAUUAUGUGGCUAGAUAUAAUUAUGGAAUAUGUAUGCCAUGUGUGUAUCUCUGUGUGUGUGUAGAUAUAUAUACACAAACACACAAGCAAUCAAAAUCACACAAGCUGAUUCCUUACAGUUACUAAACCAAAGUGUAUUUAACAAAACCAAAUAGGAAUAAAACCAUCUAAGGAUCUGAAAUUAUAACAACUACUCCACAGUAACGAGCACUGAAGAACUCUAAAAGUUGGUAUGAACUGAAAAAUGUGAAAUUCAUUGGUACCAUCAUUAAGUUACAGUAUAUAAUACUGGUACAAAAUUUAAAAAAAAUUAAGGAGAUGGUACGAAUAAAGGAAAAUCAUU